Messenger RNA from Ixodes scapularis (black-legged tick), 6728 nucleotides. RefSeq names its product chromatin-remodeling ATPase INO80 (gene Ino80). The record is from RefSeq and is a predicted model, not a curated record. Lineage: Eukaryota; Metazoa; Arthropoda; Arachnida; Ixodida; Ixodidae. The transcript is spliced from 38 exons. Gene Ontology annotation, cellular component: Ino80 complex. Bases 200 to 4978 code for a protein of 1592 amino acids. Gene Ontology annotation, molecular function: ATP hydrolysis activity; ATP-dependent chromatin remodeler activity; DNA binding. Gene Ontology annotation, biological process: DNA repair.
GUUGGGGGUUCGAGGCUAGAAUGGAUAUGGCGUGCCGCCGCGGCUCCUGCGAAAUGAAGGCGAGGGGUGUCAUGAGACCCUUUUUGCACCGCAUCUGCGAAUCAGUCCCGUUCCAUCGCCAUUUUGUUCUGUGUAGAAGGUCGGCGCUUCGCUUCCAUGGCACACUUGCGUCGGCACUCGACGUCGCGGACCGAGAGCCAUGGCCAGUAGGGGCGGAGCGGAGGGGGAGCCCUCGACCUCGAUGGGGACGGAGGAGGGGAGGCCGGCUCUGGCCCAGCCCCUGCACCUGCAGCGGCUUGAGCGGGCCGUCAAGCUGGACAACUUCAUCGGCUUCAUCCACAACUACUUCUCCAACCCCGUCAACGAGGGUGAGGACACGGAAGCGGAGAGCUUGUCGGACAUCGACGAAGACGGAGAGACGCUCAACGGCGGCGGACAGUCCGAGCACGAGAAACGUGCGGAGAAGAUGAGGCUGUACAACUUCGACAACGUCAAGAAGAGUCGACGAUGGCUCAAGAAUGUGCUGCUGAGCGACACGUCCUCCUCGGAGGAGGACAACUCUCCGACGGAGGACGACCUCCAGGACUGGCUGCGGUUCCACAAGCUGCGCCAGAUGGCCAGGGCGGAGCUCAACGGGGACCCCGAGCUGCGGCAGUACCAGUACUACGGGGUGGGCAUGCUGUCACAGCACGACCCCUAUCCGGACCAGCAGAAGGCGCUGCAGGGCAGCAAGAAGAAAUCCAGGGAGCGUAAGGCCGCCGAGCGUCGGAAAGCUAAAUUAAAACGGGUGAAGCUGGAACCGGGUUACGACGACGACCCUUUCAAUCAGGAGGGCUCCGAGGCGGAGGGAGGGGGUGGCAGCCUGGAGGACGCCCGUCACACUCCAGAGAGCGUCUACGGGGACGCCCCUUCGGGAUCCCGACCCCACGGGCGCCGGAAGAGCGCAGCCGCGCACGAGGCCUCCAUGAACCUCAGGAGGAGGCGGCUCUGGGUCGGGCUCUCCAAAAAGGAGGUCUCCAGGGCGCAGAAGCAGAAGGUGAAUGCCCACAAGGAGAUGCUUACCAAUGCCAAAAGGUUUGCGGUGGCCUGCCAGCGGGAGGUGCGUCGCAACGCCCUGGCCUCGCAGAAGGCCUCCCGGGACACCCCUGGCCGGGCCCGGCGCCUGACCCGAGAGAUGCUGCUCUACUGGAAGCGCUACGAGAAGGUGGAGAAGGAGCACCGGCGCAGGGCGGAGCGGGAGGCCCAGGAACAGCUGCGCAUUGACAUCGAGAUGAGAGAGGCCAAGCGUCAGCAGCGCAAGCUGAACUUCCUGAUCACCCAGACGGAGCUGUACGCCCACUUCAUGAGCCGCAAGAUGGCCGGCCUGGGCCCGGACCCCCGACAGGAGGAGAUCCUGGGCAGCCUGGACGAGUCGGCCUCCUGCUCCCGCUCCAGCUCCCUCCUCGAGGCCGAGGCAGACGACGACUACGAUAAGGAGCUGAUGAAGUCUCAAGCGCUGAGGAACGCCGAAGACGCCUACUUGGCACACCGAGCCAAGACGGAUGCCUUUGACACGGAGCUGAGGCCUUCCCAGAAGAGCCCCAAGAAAGGAGGAGCGCCGCAGGGCGAUCUGAACGAAGAUUUUCGGAUCACCGCCGACCCGAGCCUGGCCACCGAAGACCUCUCCCAGCCGCUCAUGUUUGUGGGCAAGCUCAAGACCUACCAGCUCAAGGGCAUGAACUGGCUGUACAGCCUUUACGACAAGGGCAUCAACGGCAUCCUGGCGGACGAGAUGGGCCUCGGCAAGACGGUGCAGACCAUCGCCUUUCUCGCUGCCCUGGCCGAAGUGCAGAGCAUUUGGGGCCCAUUCCUAGUCAUAGCUCCGGCCUCGACCCUGCACAACUGGCAGCAAGAGUUCACCAAGUUUGUGCCCAAGUUCAGGGUGGUCCCCUACUGGGGCAACACGAGCGACCGCAAGGUGCUGCGGCAGUUCUGGGGCCGGCUGGAGGGAGGCCAGGGCUCCAGCUUCCACGUGGUGGUGACCAGCUACCAGCUGGUGGUACAGGACGUCAAGUACUUCCAGCGCAUACGCUGGCAGUACAUGGUGCUCGACGAGGCGCAGGCCAUCAAGAGCACCUCCAGCGUGCGCUGGAAGAUCCUGCUGGCAUUCCACUGCAGGAAUAGACUUCUCCUAACCGGCACACCUAUUCAGAACACCAUGGCCGAGCUGUGGGCCCUGCUUCACUUCAUCAUGCCGACGCUGUUCGAUUCACACGACGAGUUCAACGAGUGGUUUUCCAAAGACAUCGAAAGCCACGCUGAGAACAAGUCCACCAUCGACGAGAAGCACCUGUCUCGCUUGCACAUGAUCCUGAAACCCUUCAUGCUGCGGCGUAUCAAAAAGGAUGUUGAGAACGAACUAUCAGACAAGAUUGAGGUGCAGGUGACGUGCUGGCUGGCCCAGCGCCAGAAGCUCCUGUACCAGGGGCUAAAGAACAAAAUCUCCAUCGAGGACCUCAUGCAGUCCGCGGGGGCAGCCUCCUCCCAGGCACAGUCUGCUACCUCCAGCCUCAUGAACCUUGUCAUGCAGUUCAGGAAGGUGUGCAAUCACCCGGACCUGUUUGAGAGGCGCGAGGUUCGGUCGCCUUUCCACAUGCGGGCCGGGCCCUUCCAGCUGCCGAGGCUACUCUUUGCUCAAGGCAUCCUCCAGUCUUGGAACCGGAGGCAGAGCCGGUGGCCGAGCAUCUUCCACCCGAGCCACGUGCACCACUCCCUCUUCAAGUCACUUGACGGUCGUCCGACGGGCGGCUUCUCGUUCUCGCGCUUCGUGGGGCUGUCGUCCUCGGAGCUGGCCAAAGUGAUGCUGUGCGGGCUGCUUGAGAGGUUUUUGGCAAUCUUGGCAGAACUGAAGGAAGCGCAGAGGACCCACCAUACUCACGUCUGGAGGGAAAACCAGGACAGCGGACGCCACCUGUCGCACCGCUCCCUCCUGGUGACGUCGCAUGCACCGACGGGCGCAGCGUCGCUGUCGCAGAGCGCCACGCUGCGCGGCCUGGUGUUUGGCGCCGAGCCCCGGUGCUACGCGCUCGAGACGCAGAGGCUUCACGCCACGAGGGAGACGGCGGCACACCGAGAGCUGCGUCAGCGCAAGGUGAAGACGAGGCACCACCACCAUCACCACCACCACCACCACGGUGGCGGCGGCGGCGGCACUUCCGCCGCACCUGGGGCGCCGGCGGGGGCGGUGACGAGCCACCACGGCGCCACCGCGCCAACGACGCCGUCGGCCAAGAAGGCACACCAUCAUCAGCCCCAGCCCCCGCAGCAGCAACAGCAGCAACCGCCCCCGCAACAUCAGCAUGGCCCGGCGAGCCCUCCCGCGUUGCCGGAAUUCCCCCACCGCCCGCUGCCGGUCCAGGUCCUGGAGUGUGUUCCUACGGAGGUGCCGCGCUUCCUCGUCUCGUGCACAAGCCCCAGGGUGACGGCCGAGCCUCCCGAGCUGUGGUGCCACUCCAGCAGCGCCCUCUGGUGGUGGCGGGGCGUCCAGGCGUGCGGCAGCCCCCAGGCCCACCGGUGGUGGCGUACGGGCCAGCUGCCCGGUACCCCCGCCGCGCAGGGAGCGGUCUUCGGCCCGCCUCCAACGCCCGAGGGAGGCCUGGCGUCGGCCAGGCCGCUCAGGGGGUGGUCCCACAUCUGCAUCCCAGACAAAGAGACCCUGGUGACGGACUCUGGCAAGCUCCAGGUCCUAGACUCUCUGCUGUGUAGGCUCAAGUCCGAAGGGCACAGGGUUCUCAUCUACUCGCAGAUGACGCGCAUGAUCGACCUCUUGGAGGAGUACAUGUGGCAUCGGAAGCACACUUACAUGCGGCUAGACGGCUCCUCGAAGAUCUCGGACCGCAGAGACAUGGUGGCGGACUUCCAGACUAGGUCAGACAUUUUUGUGUUCUUGCUGAGCACGCGGGCAGGAGGCCUGGGCAUCAACCUCACUGCCGCAGACACGGUGGUGUUCUACGACAGCGACUGGAACCCUACAGUAGACCAGCAGGCCAUGGAUCGGGCCCACCGGCUGGGGCAGACCAAGCAGGUCACCGUCUACCGGCUCGUCUGCAAGGGCACCAUUGAAGAGCGGAUUCUGCAGAGGGCAAGGGAGAAGAGCGAGAUUCAGCGGAUGGUGAUCAGCGGUGGCAACUUCAAGCCGGACACGCUGAAGCCGAAGGAAGUGGUCUCGCUGCUCCUGGAUGACGCCGAGUUGGAACGCAAGUUCCGUCAGCGUCAAGAGGAGCGGAAGCAGUUGGAGGACGGGCCGGAGAAGCAGCCCAAGGAGCGGAAGAGGCGCAGCGACAAAGGGGAGAAGCGUGGCCCCCGCAAGAAGCGUGCGCCAGUGGAGCACAACACGACGAUCCCCUCUGUGUCUUCUGCGCCGCCUCCCUCCCUGGCGCUGCACCAGGACACCGAGUCCGUGGUCAGCCUCGACUCGGUGCCCCCCAGCCCCUACAGCGAGCAGUCCCUGAGCAGCGUGGCUGUGGCCCAGGAUGAGUCGAGCAGCGAGGGGCCCCUCAUCGUCGACGACGGGAGUCCCUCGGCCACCCCCGUACCCACCCCGGCCACCCCGGAAGGCGGCGGGACGGUGUCUCCCGGCGGGAGCGGCAAGGGCCGGAGCGGGCGAGGGACGGGGCGGGCCAGGGGCCGGCCCCGGGGGUCGACCAGGCGGGCCCCCGCCGCCCUCAGGGGCUCCAUGCUGGCGGCCGCCGAGCGGGCGGGGGCCCAGGCCGGGGCCCAGGCCGGCUUCGCGGCCUACGGCUACUCCGUGCCCUGGAACGGGCCCCCCUCUGGCACAGCGGGCGGCGGACCCAGCGCCGCAGGUGGCUCGGCCGCAGCGCCAGCAGUACGCGGCGGCGGCAACGCGAACUCCUUCAGGGGUGCGCUUCAGCAGCAAGGCACCAACAGAUCGCCCAGGCAGGGAAACGUCACUUCCGGUUCGUCCAAUGCGGCGACGUAGCUUCCGGGCAAACAUUGUGUCAUCUGUUCAUCGCCUGUCCCUGUCUUCACCAUUCAUUUUUCUGUUUCAUUUUGGUGUGUGUAUAUGUGCGCGGGUGCUCACGUGGUACGAACUUGACGGCACUGGUUCGCAAGUUUGUGACGUCAUUUAGAAAAAGCUCUGACGUAGCUUCCACCUAGCACUUAGUGACUUUUUUUUGUAUGUGUGUUUUGGCGAACGCUUAUGUCGCGCCGUUGGGUGAAGAACAAGACGAUGUCACCGAGCGGCUCACGCGCGUGGAUUAACGUUUGGCGCAUUUUUUGACCGCUCGUGUUCUGUGACGCCAGAUUUCUGUGACGUCAUAGACAUGCGGAAGCGGAAAACGGUGACAUGAGCGUUCUGUGCGGUCGGUGGUUUUGCCUGUUGCGCCCCUUGUAUUGUUGGUACAUGGAGAGGAUAACGCUAAGGAUCACGUGAUCGGAACGCGAAGAUUUGUGAUGGCGCGGAAAAAUACAUUAGUGACGUCAGGUAGCAGUGGCGUCUUGUUAGCAACGUUGGUUCAACUAUUGUGCGACUUGGUUCACGAUCACGGAGAAGCGUUUGCAUUUAGUGGCAUUACUGCAAAAAAUCUAUAUUGUCCUCUUGUUUAGUUUGUAUAAAGAUUACGAUGUGUGCAUGGUUGCAUGCCUCACGAUUGAUCCUGCCUUGUGUAAUGUAAAAUAAAGAAGUGUGUUAAAUUUAUGUGUUUGAAAUAUUAGUCGUUGGGAAUAUUUUUUUUUUAUUCUGGUUAUUGUGAUUUGAGUUUAAUUGAUAAUGGUAUGUGCUGAUUGUCGCCAUUUUGUUUUGUGGCCGCUUCUGUGGCACGAUUGUUCGGUGACAAGGCGUGAUCGGCAUCGGAACUGCGUCAUUGUCAUCAGUUUCCUGGAUGGAUGAAUGGCUGAGGCCCUUCGUAUCGGGCGAUAGCUUGCGACACCUGGCCUUAAAAAAAAAAAAAUUAAAAAAACCUUUUCCAGACUUUUCUUUUUAAUUCUGUAUUGGUAAAUUGUUUAAUCCAGCGGCACAAUUGCGUUUUCUAUCAGAAAUCUCUCUUUUGAAAUCUGCCUCCACCGAUAUAUCUUCGGACAGAAUUUGUUCGGCUGAAAAUUGUAAAUUAAUUUAAACUAUUCGUACGUCUGGAAGUGAUGUCUGCGCGUCGGCAGUUUUUGCAGGUCUUGCGAAGCGAUGUAGUUCUGGCAAAGCUCUAGAGAUGGCGCCAGGGGUCAGGUAUGUUAAAUGUCUUCUGUGUGUAGUGACGUCAACGGAGUAACCUUUUCUUUCUGCGCUUUUAAGUGCAAGUUGCGUGCACAGGCGUUGGCUCAGUGGCAAGCGCGGCAAGCCAUCUAGUUUCAGUGAGCCGCAUGAGAUGGCGCUGCGGGUCGUGUGAUUCAGAUUGGGUGCUGCAUCGUCUCGGCGACUGUCGCGUGAUAUGGGAAGUGCGUUUCCCUAGCGGGGGCGAGGAAAGCGUUUGUGAUUGGUCCUCAGUUUGCGAGGCGAUGUUCGAAGCAGGGCGAAUGUGUGCUAACAAAAAAAAAAUAUCUUUUUUUUCUUCUCCGGAAUGAUAUUUGUUGGUCUGUUGGGGCUUGCUUCUGAUCGUGAUUUUAAGACACGCGAUUUCUUUUGAAACUCGUUACUUUGUUUUGGGGGGGGGAAGGGCAAAGAGGUCGGCCCUUUCGGAAUCUUUUUUUUUUAUUUCCCCGUUUGUAGAUAAUAAAAUUAGAGUUAUAAUUUUUCC